AUGACUCAUGAUCAAACCACACAGGGCACUAUAUCCCUCACUGUACCUCCGUCCUGUUCGCGGGAAGUCCGAGACGGGAAAAGUCGGCGAAGAUCGAGAUUUGGCUGCCGGAAUUGCAAACUUCGAAAACUUAAGUGUGAUGAAGGAAAACCGCAAUGUACAAGAUGCUGUUCAUUUGGAGUAUUAUGCAACUUCAUGUCUAAUAUCAUCGAUCUCCAGCCCAUCGGCGCUGAUGCGGGGCGAUCAUUCACAGUUCAAAAGAAAAUGAAGCUUCAGCCUCCUCUCGCAAGUGCUAUCUGGACUUCCGACGCAUCUACAACAUAUCAAUUGAGUUCCAGAUGUCAAGACUUUAUAACUCGGUACUAUAGACGGAGUCUCCUCAUCCCGGAUGAUCCUAACGUGAUCGAAGUUAAUCGCAAACUCUUUAAGCUGACCUUCGCCUAUCCUUGCCUAAUGCAUGCGUCUCUCGCUGUGGCACUUACAUAUGAUCGCCAUUUAAACGGCCCCUUAAGCUCUCGUCGAACUGUAGAAGAGUGCUACCACUGGUCUCAAAGCACUACUCUCCUUAACAAACGAUUACGAGAACCUGUCAAACCAGAGGACAAGGACCCAAUUUGGGGUACCGCGGCUGCGCUGGUUAUCUUGACCCUCUCAUCCCCUGAUACAUGCACACCAGAAGAGGCGUGGCCUCUGAAAUCCUCUGAAUCCUCAGAUCUGGACUGGCUUCGCAUGAGCAAGGGUAAAAUGUCAUUAUGGGACAUAGUUAAUCCACUACGGCCUGAUAGCAUUUUCUCCGUCAUGGCGGCAACCUACGCGGUUAUGAACUCGCCAUUACCAGAGAGAGGAAUAGAUGGUAUACCAAGCGCAUUGGCCACUGUUUGCGAUAUGCAUGACCUUUCUACCGCGGAGGAGAAUCCAUAUUUCUCUGCUGCUCAUGCCGUUUCCCGGCUCAUGAGUCUCCCGGAUAGCCAGGUAACAACAGGGCAUGCCCAGGUUUUUAUUUACAGUAUUCAUGGCCCUUUCGAAAAUUUGCUGCGCAGGAAAGAUCCCACAGCACUCUUGCUGUUAUAUCUAUGGUACCAAAAAGGUUGUCGUACUAUCUGGUGGAUUGCACUCAGGGCGAAAGUGGAAUGUCCUUCGAUCUGCCUAUAUUUGCGACUUUAUCAUAGAGACAACGCCACUAUACAGAACUUCCUUCGAGAGCACUCGACAAUCACUUCGGCUUGA
This is a messenger RNA of Penicillium malachiteum, 1227 nucleotides long. RefSeq names its product Zn(II)2Cys6 transcription factor domain-containing protein. NCBI's taxonomy places the organism in Eukaryota, Fungi, Ascomycota, Eurotiomycetes, Eurotiales, Aspergillaceae. Bases 1 to 1227 code for a protein of 408 amino acids. The transcript is spliced from 3 exons. Gene Ontology annotation, molecular function: DNA-binding transcription factor activity, RNA polymerase II-specific; zinc ion binding. The record is from RefSeq and is a predicted model, not a curated record. Gene Ontology annotation, biological process: regulation of transcription by RNA polymerase II.